This is a messenger RNA of Meloidogyne enterolobii, 502 nucleotides long. NCBI's taxonomy places the organism in Eukaryota, Metazoa, Nematoda, Chromadorea, Rhabditida, Meloidogynidae. The record is from the annotation of a GenBank genome assembly.
UUUUUUAAUUUUUAUUUUAGUUUAAUUUUUCUUUCUUUUUGUAUAAUGCAUGGCUACACCUUCCCCAAUUAAAAAGAAUGGAAGUUUUACAAAAUCUCCAUCAAGGAAAAGCGAUCAUAAAAAUGUUGGAGGACAACACAAAGCGAAAGUUGAGCUUUCCUCAUCCAAAAAUGAUUCAAAAUCACCUCCACAUCUAAGGUGUUUGCCUCAAGCUCGUGUUAGACAUAUUAUGGAAUGUUCACCUGGAGGAGAAGAUUUAAAAAUGUCGGAGGAUGGAGUGAUUGCAAUGGCUAAAGCUGCGGAAGGCUUUAUUGAAUUAUUGGCACGAGGAGCAUAUGCGGAAACAUCUGGAGUAUCUGUCAAUUACAAUCAUUUGUCAAACUAUGUUCAUUCUAGCGAGGAAUUUGAUUUUAUACAAGGUUGGCGUAAAUUUCAAUUUUUUGAAAUUUAUUUUUCUGAUAGGGUUUGGGAUAGGGACAUUUGUUUCUUACAAUUAGGUUAA